GUCACUGGUCAACUUCAGCACCACUCAGCAAAAAAAGACCCGGAAAAACAAUACUUCACUCGCUUCAUUGCUCCACAGUCAUUCAUUCUCACUCCCUUUGAGAAUAGUCUUUUCGCGUCCCUACCCUUGUUGUUAAAAGAAACAAUUACGAUGGGUGACAUGAAUCGUGGUUUGAUCUGCAAGAAGACAAAGGAGAAAAUCCCGCUGCAGAGCAUCAAAGUCAACGCGGAAAUUACUGGCUAUACAGCGCAAGUGGCUGCUGUGCUAGGGUACAAGAACGAGGGUAGCAACCCUAUAGAAGCAGUCUACAUUUUCCCCUUGGACGAGCAAGCGGCUGUGUGCGGUUUUCAGGCUACGAUCGACGGUAGAACGAUCGUAGCGGAGAUCAAAGAAAAGGAAGAAGCGAGGGGUGACUACGACGACGCGAUCAGCAGCGGUCACAGCGCUUUUCUCCUAGAGGAAAGCGACGAAAGCUCUGAUAUCUUCCAAAUGAAUGUUGGGAACCUUCCGCCUAAUGAGAGCGCAACGCUGCAGUUGAAAUUUGUUACAGAGUUGGAGGUCGACGAAGAAAAUGGCACAGUGCAAUUUGUACUGCCUACUGUAUUGAAUCCGCGCUAUACCCCUGUUGAUCAACAGCCUAGCAUUAGUACAGAGAUCCCUGCAUCUUCUGUCGCCAAACCCUACUCAUUUGAAUUCCAAAUGAAUGUAAAAUCUGGCUCCGCAAUCACAGAAAUCAGCUCAACCUCUCACAAGCUUUGUUUUCAACCCGACCCCAGUGACAACUGUCACGCUAGCGUGACAUUGGCCGAGUCACACACGUUCAGGCGUGACGUUGAAAUACAGAUUAAGAGUGAAGACCCUUUUGUUGCUCAUGCUUUAGUUGAGGCAGGUCUACCCCGCCCUUCAGACGCACCUGAAGACAAAACCCGUGGCCUAGCCAUUUCAACAGAAUUCUUGCAAAAACCUGUAGCUAUGGUGAAUUUUGUGCCGCAUUCAAAGCUGAUGAUUUGACUUGUGGUGAGUUUAUCUUUGUUGUCGACCGCAGUGGUAGUAUGAGUGGGAGUCGAAUCAAGGAUGCAGCCCGUACCUUGCAGCUCUUCCUUAAAAGCCUCCCUGAUGGCUGCUA
Nematostella vectensis (starlet sea anemone) is the source of this 1126-nucleotide messenger RNA. RefSeq names its product von Willebrand factor A domain-containing protein 5A-like. Lineage: Eukaryota; Metazoa; Cnidaria; Anthozoa; Actiniaria; Edwardsiidae. The record is from RefSeq and is a predicted model, not a curated record. Bases 151 to 1011 code for a protein of 286 amino acids. The transcript has a single exon.